Molecule: messenger RNA, 897 nt
Organism: Vigna radiata var. radiata (mung bean)
Lineage: Eukaryota; Viridiplantae; Streptophyta; Magnoliopsida; Fabales; Fabaceae
Exons: 1
Coding region: 1-897 (298 amino acids)
Biological process (GO): proteolysis
Molecular function (GO): zinc ion binding; aspartic-type endopeptidase activity; nucleic acid binding
Source: RefSeq, a predicted model, not a curated record
AUGUUGUUGGAAGACGAACACACCCCUAUUACCUGGGAAGUAUUCAAGAAGAAGUUCUAUGAAGAGUACUUUCCCAACAGUGUCCGGUUUGCCAAAGAAGUGGAAUUCCUUCAGCUAGUUCAAGGGGGAAUGAUGGUGUCUGAGUACGCCAACAGGUUUAAACAACUCAUGAGGUUCUAUACUAUGAGGAUGAGUGAAGAGUGGCAGUGUAGAAAAUUUGAGAAUGGGUUGAGGGAAGAUCUGAAGCCAGUCAUUGCCAGCCACUGUAUCCAGAAGUUCCCUGCCUUAGUGGAGAGGGCUAAGGUAUUAGAGAAGAAUCUGAUGGACGUUGAGAGACGCAAGAAGCAACAACAGCCAAGCUCCAAGGGACCUAUCUUUUCAAGAACCAACCCUGGUGCCAGAGCAACCCCUUACUCUCGGCCCAUGUCAUCCUCGGGUCCUUCUGCGUUGGCCGUUCGGCCUGUUAACUAUACCAGACCGUCUGGUCAACCGGGGAACGUGAGUUGCUUCAUCUGUGGAGGCCCUCACUUUAAGACUGACUGCCCCAAGCAAAGAAAUGCUAUGUUUUGCGUCCGGUGCAACAGAAAUGGACAUUUGGAGAGGGAUUGCAACAUGGGUAGCCGAGCGUUCUCAAGACCACCGAACGCAGGAAGGUUUCAACAAGAAAGUGGCCGAACGCAAGCAGCUGGCUGGGUAUACGCUAUCACAGGAGCUGAAGCAUCCAGUGCAGGUAAAAUCAUCACCAGCACUUGCUUAUUGCAUGGAAUGCCUUGCUGUGUAUUGUUUGAUUCAGGGGCAACACAUUCCUUCAUCUCGAAGGCAUGUGUUGAUAGGUUGGGUUUGGCCGAGAGAGAGAUGCAGCUUGAUAUGGUGGUGUCAGCCCCAACAACUGGUUAG